Molecule: messenger RNA, 2387 nt
Organism: Tuber aestivum (summer truffle)
Lineage: Eukaryota; Fungi; Ascomycota; Pezizomycetes; Pezizales; Tuberaceae
Source: the annotation of a GenBank genome assembly
GAACUGCUAGAGUUAGGGUGGUUUCCUCAGCGACUAUCCUGUCGCCGGCAGUGUUCAAAAUUUGCUGUGUGAGUAAGGUUGAAAUGAAAAAUAGUGCGCCCCUUGAAAGAGUGCCAGUAGGCGCACUCGUUGCUGUUGCAACCGGUCGGAUCGGCUGAUCCCUUCUGCUUUCGCUGCCGAGGUGUGCAAGCAACCGGAAACGGAGCACUUGUCUCGUAGCUUGAACAACCUGGACAGUUAUAUAACCCCGGCACGCCCCACACUCCCAACCUAACAUCGCAACAAACAAUAACACCGGUCACCAACAUCACAAUGGACUUCUUGAAAAAAAAGUUGAAUCGUCGCAACCAACAAGGACAACCCUCCUUCAGCAGGAGCUUUCUCGAUGAUGGGAAGUCGAACCCAUUCCAGGACCCCGUUUCACAGUUCCCAUCUGCUGGAUUAUCUACCCCCCCGCGAAAAUCCCCACCCUCAAACGAUCCAAAUAUCGCUCCACCACCACCAACCUACGAAUCCGCACUUCUAACCCCGGCACCCAUUAUCAGACGUGGGACCUUCUCCGACACCUCACCCACCGCCGAACAAUACGCGGGGCUCAGUAGAUUCGAUACGGUCUUCCUCAUAGACGACAGCGGCUCCAUGGCCGGCUCUAAUUGGCAGCAAACUGCAUCGGCACUAGCAGCUAUUGUGCCCAUCUGUACGGCGCAUGACUCGGACGGCGUGGACAUCCACUUUCUAAAUCACAACAGCUCGCACACAAAUGUACGCAGCUCGGAGCAAUUGCAACUCAUCUUCGCCUCCGUGACCCCACGAGGGAUCACACCCACCGGGCGGAGGCUCGGCGUCAUACUGGACGAAUACUUGAAGCGAUUCAGGAGGAAUAAGGGGAUCAAGCCGCUCAACGUCAUCGUGAUCACCGACGGAGAGCCCACGGAUCCGGACAGACUUGAGAAGAACAUCGUAAAGUGCGCGAGGGAACUGGACGCUAUGGGGGCAAACGAUAGACAAGUUGGCGUUCAGUUUUUUCAGGUGGGGAGCGACGAGGCUGCUACGGAGAGCUUGGACGAGCUUGACAAUGCACUUGUGGAGGAGCACAACGUUCGCGACAUGGUCGAUACCAUUAGCUGGAAAAAGAUGAACGAGGGGAAUGGGCUUACGGCUGACGGUAUCCUGAAAGUUGUUAUGGGUGCUGUGGAUAAGCGUCUGGACAGAAAGCGGCGCUGAUUGAGUCAUUUUUUCUGUUUUUCUUUUUGCGCUUUUAUUUCUUACCCAAAGGCUUCACCAGGGACGGCGCCCGACAUCAGGUUAUUGUAAAAACCUAGCCAUGAGCAGCUUUUUUACAAACCUAGUUUGCCUAUCGGGCCACAUCCUCCGCUCCGUUUCCGGUGUCUCUAGUUAACGCAGUGCGGUCACCCGAACCCCCAUCGCUUUCUCAUUUCGUUUUUUUUUGUUCUUUUCUCGCUGUUUCCUUUGGUGGCGCUCAUACAAUAAGCUCGGCGACUACUCGGGUAUGCUUACCAAGGUACCCGUGUGGGAGUUUCCAGGUGCUAGGACCGGGUCUUUGUUUGUGAUACCUUCUUCAUAUAGAUUUCCUAGUUUUCUUCAGCUGGUGGGUGGGUGGUAUUAGAGCUGCUUAUAAUUCUUUCAAAAGUUCCCCUAUCCUGUUACGUGCUACACACGAGAUGACUUAUGAUAUUAUACAAAAAAUGAGAUCUGGGAAGCGUCCUUCCCUGAUGGGUAAUAAAUUACCAGAGUUUUUCAAACUGAGAGCUUAAGGCCCUGGCUGGCGGGCGAGAAAGAAAAAUGGCAUUUUUCCGGCUGGUAUUGGCAUUUUUUUUUCUGACGCAAUUGAAUCUGUUUAAAAUCCCACUCUUUUGGCUAUUUUCAUCACAUGGUCAGAAAGGCUAGAUAUCCAUUUUUUUUCAUACUCUCUGGUCAAAGGGAUUUGAGUUUUAGCAAAAAUAAAGUUUUCAGGAAAAACAACAUUUUUUUUAAAUGACGUCCUGCCAAACAAGGCCUAAUUUGUCCCGCCGGUCGCUUGGAUGCAGAGACGGACCAUAGUAUAAGGUAGAAGGGGGGAAAGAAAAAGACCUCAACUACAGGUACAAACGGGUUCCCUCAGAAAGCACAACUCAUGAGUGUUUUUCUCCUUUCUUUCUAAAUUCUGCAUGCCGGUAUCCUGCUCAUGUUUUAGGACACCAGUCCCCAAAUGUUGGGUCACCCAUCAACAACAGCGUGGCAGGCUUUCCACGACAAGUUACCGGUAAUCGGGGGCAGUUCCUGCCAAGUAUGGAGAGAUACCGAUAAGUACCAAGCCCCCGGCUAGGCCGAGUUCGGAGCCAAAUACUGUCAGAUCAGAGAUGCCCAUUCCCCAUUCCCAUUCCUCC